Papaver somniferum (opium poppy) is the source of this 678-nucleotide messenger RNA. RefSeq names its product serine/threonine-protein kinase PBL27-like. The record is from RefSeq and is a predicted model, not a curated record. Gene Ontology annotation, biological process: protein phosphorylation. Bases 85 to 678 code for a protein of 197 amino acids. The transcript is spliced from 2 exons. Lineage: Eukaryota; Viridiplantae; Streptophyta; Magnoliopsida; Ranunculales; Papaveraceae. Gene Ontology annotation, molecular function: protein kinase activity; ATP binding.
UGUUUUGAUUGUACAAUUUUUUAUGGUGUCCUAAUUAACCAAUUUCAUGCAUCUAAUCAAGAAGAAUAUCAUCUAAGGCCUACUAUGUCAGAAGUAGUGAGCAUUCUUGAAGGAAAAACUACAAUGAAGACCCCUCCUCCAGUUGAUCCACUGUAUGUGACAACAAUUAAGACCCCUCCUCCAGUCUGGGAGGAGUACAUGUCUGAGAUUCGAAGUGCGAGCAGCAGUUCAUCAUAUACAAAGCUGACACCUCACGGGUUUGUUUAUAAUCCUAACGAUGACUGGGAAGACAAUACUUGUCCUGAAUUUCAUAAUGAUUCUUUGUCUGAUUUAAAGGCAUUUUUAAGUGAAGGAGGAGAAGAGAUUGAUAAAGUUGGGUAUGCAAAAUCGUCUGUAGAAGAAACACAUGAGCAGUAUGAAACUCCAUCUUUUAGUUUAAGAUAUAUUGAAGUUGCAACCAGAAAUUUCAGCCCGGCAAAUAAGAUUGGUCAAGGUUUUUCUGGUUCAGUUUACAAGGGUAUGGUUCCUAAUGGAAAGAUGAUUGCAGUGAAGCAACUGUCUCUGAAAUCUGACCAAGGAAAAGUGGAGUUUCUAAAUGAAGUAAAUACUAUAUCUACCUUGCGACAUCCAAAUAUUAUUAGAUUGUUGGGACACUGUGCAGAGAAUGCCACAUCUUAA